CAGGUAAGAUAACCCCAGAGUUGGGGUCACCUGAACUCCAGGACCAUGAGAGUUGGAGUGCGGCAGGUGUGCUAUAAGAGGGCCACUCUGCACAGGGCUGGACACGGCUGAAUUCCAACCCAGUCUAAAGACCACACCAGAUCAGACCCACUGCAGCCCCAGCAGAAGAGGCCGUUCCUCUGUGGCAGCCACAGAGGCUCAGACAGGACACAUGGCAGGUCCCCUUCUCUCAACCCUGCUGCUCCUACUGCUGUCCUUAGCACCGGGAUCUGCUGGACAAGAAGCCCAGGAUACCGGGGAAAGGAUUAUUAAUGGAGUUGUAUGUCCAAAAGGCACCCAUCCCUGGCAGGUGGCCCUGUAUUACAACAAUGUGUUCCAGUGUGCAGGCGUGCUGAUCAACAAGCGGUGGGUGCUCACCGUCGCCCACUGCCGCAGGAGUGAGUUCAUUGUGCAAAUGGGCAGUGAUCUUCUGGUUGAUCCAAAUGCCCAGAAGAUCAGGGCCACAGAGACCUACGUCCACCCCCGGUAUGACAUAAAGACAGAUGUUCAUAACAUCAUGCUUGUGAAGCUGAGCAGCCCUGCCAAGCUCUCGUCUACUGUGAUGACAAUCAACGUGCCCUCCAGCUGCAGACUGCCCAGGAAGAGUUGUACUGUCUCGGGCUGGGGCAGUGUCACCAUGGACGUAGGAGUGGGAAACCCGUUAGCACUUAUGUGCUCCAAGGUCAGCCUCGUCCCCUAC
This is a messenger RNA of Eptesicus fuscus (big brown bat), 739 nucleotides long. Its product is annotated as kallikrein-7-like. Lineage: Eukaryota; Metazoa; Chordata; Mammalia; Chiroptera; Vespertilionidae. Gene Ontology annotation, biological process: positive regulation of antibacterial peptide production; proteolysis. The annotation marks the transcript as partial. The record is from RefSeq and is a predicted model, not a curated record. The transcript is spliced from 5 exons. Gene Ontology annotation, molecular function: serine-type endopeptidase activity.